Messenger RNA from Diceros bicornis minor, 1085 nucleotides. RefSeq names its product derlin-3-like. Gene Ontology annotation, molecular function: misfolded protein binding; ubiquitin-specific protease binding. Bases 471 to 1085 code for a protein of 204 amino acids. Gene Ontology annotation, biological process: endoplasmic reticulum unfolded protein response. NCBI's taxonomy places the organism in Eukaryota, Metazoa, Chordata, Mammalia, Perissodactyla, Rhinocerotidae. The transcript is spliced from 6 exons. The record is from RefSeq and is a predicted model, not a curated record. Gene Ontology annotation, cellular component: endoplasmic reticulum membrane; Hrd1p ubiquitin ligase ERAD-L complex.
GAUCAAUAAGAGAUUAAUAAAAUAUAAUGCCUAAUGCAGAAAAGUUGAGGCAAGAUUGGUUCCCCCAUAUUGCAGACGGCCACUUGCAAACUGAUUAAUCUCUCUUGUGGAAAAUACUUGGAAAUAUAUAUCAGGAUCCAUAAAUAUGUUCAUAUAUUUUGACCCAAUUAUCCUACUCUUGGGAAUUUAUACCGGGAAGAACAAUUUUAAAAACCCAAACACUAUGCAUUAAAUGGUUCAUUAAAGUGGUUACAGUAAUCACAAAAAGGAAACAAUUGUAAUUAUUAAAAUGAUCUAUUCGAAUAUUAUAUGGCAUGCACAGAGGAUGUCUAGCAAAAACAAUAUGAUUUAGCAUUUACGCUAAAAUAACUACGAUUAUAAAGUACAUGGGCAAGACCUUUAACGAGAACAGGAGAAAGACAAGCUAUUUCAUUAUUUGGUGAGAUUGUACGCGGGCCUGGGAAGGGUCGAUGGCGUGGCGGGGGCUGGCGGCCGAGUUCCUGCAGGUGCCGGAGGUGACACGGGCCUACACCGCGGCCUGCGUCCUCACCACUGCUGCGCAGCUGGAGGUCCUCAGCCCUUUCCAGCUCUACUUCAACCCGCACCUCGUGCUCCGGAAGUUCCAGGUCUGGAGGCUCGUCACCAACUUCCUCUUCUUCCGGCCCCUGGGAUUCAGCUUCUUCUUCAACAUGCUCUUCGUGUUCCGCUACUGCCGCAUGCUGGAAGAAGGGUCCUUCCGCGGCCGCAAGGCCGACUUCGUCUUCAUGUUUCUCUUCAGAGGCGUCCUCAUGACCCUGCUGGGGCUGCUGGGCAGCCUGUUCUUCCUGGGCCAGGCCCUCACAGCCAUGCUGGUGUACGUCUGGAGCCGCCGCAGCCCUCGAGUGAGGGUCAGCUUCUUCGGCCUCCUCACCUUCCAGGCGCCGUUCCUGCCCUGGGCGCUCGUGGGCUUCUCCCUGCUGCUGGGCAACUCCAUCCUCGUGGACCUGCUGGGGAUUGCCGUGGGCCACAUCUACUACUUCCUGGAGGAUGUCUUCCCCAACCAGCCUGGAGGCAAGAGGCUGCUGCUGACCCCCAGGUUCCUGUGA